AUGUAUAAAAUGGAAUAUUCUUACCUCAAUUCUUCUGCCUACGAGUCGUGUAUGGCUGGUAUGGACACAUCAAGCCUGGCUUCAGCCUAUGCUGACUUCAGUUCUUGCAGCCAGGCGAGUGGAUUCCAAUAUAAUCCUAUAAGGACCACAUUCGGGGCCACCUCGGGAUGUCCAUCUCUAACUCCAGGAUCCUGCAGCCUUGGAACUCUUAGGGACCAUCAGAGCAGUCCAUACGCAGCAGUACCCUACAAACUGUUCACCGAUCACGGCGGGUUGAAUGAGAAGAGGAAGCAGAGGCGGAUACGAACCACAUUCACCAGCGCUCAGCUGAAGGAGCUGGAACGAGUGUUUGCAGAAACCCAUUACCCUGACAUCUACACACGGGAAGAACUAGCGCUAAAGAUAGACCUCACGGAGGCCAGAGUGCAGGUUUGGUUCCAGAACCGCCGCGCCAAGUUCCGCAAACAGGAGCGGGCGGCGGCGGCGGCUGCGGCGGCGGCCAAGAACAGCGGCUCGUCCAAGAAAUCCGACUCGCGGACCGAGGACGAGGGCAAAGACGCCAAACCGGCCGACCCCGACAGCACGGGCCCCGGCGGCUGCCUGUCCUCCCAGGGCAACCUGCUGGGGGUGCCGGGCGGGGGGCCGGUGGGGGAGUCCGGCAAAGCGGCCGCGGCGGCGGCGGCGGCGGCUGCGGCGGCGGCGGCGGCGGCUGCGGCGGCGGGAGCGGCGAGCACCGGCUGGGCGACCGCCCCGGGCGGCGUGAGCGCGGUGCCCGACUCGUUAGGCGGUCCCUUCGCCAGUGUCCUGUCCUCCCUCCAGAGACCCGGAGCCACCAAAGCCACUUUAGUAAAAAGCACCAUGUUCUGA
Molecule: messenger RNA, 867 nt
Organism: Callorhinchus milii (elephant shark)
Lineage: Eukaryota; Metazoa; Chordata; Chondrichthyes; Chimaeriformes; Callorhinchidae
Product: paired like homeobox 2B
Exons: 3
Coding region: 1-867 (288 amino acids)
Biological process (GO): regulation of transcription by RNA polymerase II
Molecular function (GO): DNA-binding transcription factor activity, RNA polymerase II-specific; RNA polymerase II transcription regulatory region sequence-specific DNA binding
Source: RefSeq, a predicted model, not a curated record